Exophiala viscosa is the source of this 1760-nucleotide messenger RNA. Its product is annotated as translation initiation factor eIF-2B beta subunit. Gene Ontology annotation, biological process: translational initiation. Gene Ontology annotation, cellular component: eukaryotic translation initiation factor 2B complex. NCBI's taxonomy places the organism in Eukaryota, Fungi, Ascomycota, Eurotiomycetes, Chaetothyriales, Herpotrichiellaceae. Gene Ontology annotation, molecular function: translation initiation factor activity; guanyl-nucleotide exchange factor activity. The record is from RefSeq and is a predicted model, not a curated record. The transcript has 2 exons. The coding region runs from base 229 to 1653 and encodes 474 amino acids.
CUCCACAACUUUUUUUCAGAUCCUACAACCUCAAGACUCACCAGCAAACAAAAACACCAUACAACCAUAGCCGGAGUUAUUUCAGCCCUUCAAAGACUUCGCAACUAUCGGCAGAGUACAUUCUCAUCUCGAUCAUAUUCUCGGCCGCACCUACCACAGAAGAGAAAGGCGUCCGCACAGUCAAGCAUCGUCCAAGUCACCUGCGUCUAAUACUCAAGGGCUGCCAUCAUGGCGCCCAUGACAGCACCUUUGACGCCUGGGUUUGCCAGCUUCCAGCGCUUCCUGUCCACAGAACCUCUGGAUUCCUCUACCACAUACCUUGUUUCACUGUUAAAGAGACGACAGCUGAAAGGCUCAAAGCGAUGCGCCGCGGCAACUACACUUCUCCUUCUCCGAACAGUCGAACUCACCAAACAACCCGACUGUGACAGACUCCUGCAAAGGGUGUCUGAGGUUGGCAAGAAGCUGAUAGCUGCUGCACCACAUGAGCCCGCAGUUGGAAAUAUAGUACGAAGAGUCCUCGGCAGUAUACGUGACGAAGACGAGGAUGAAGCAGCCGGUAAAGAAGGAGACGGGGACUGGACCCCAGAACGCGAUGACAGCCCAAUCUGUGCUACACCACUCGAACGAGCAAGUUCACCGCGGACGCCGUUCGGCGCACCUAAUGGCCCUUUUGGAAGGUCCAUGGCCAGCGUCAGUCCGUCACCACAACGAGGGCCUGCUCGGCCCCCUCUGAUGUCUUCGCACACUGGUGCACCUGCCCCUGCUCGUCCUCCGAUGACAUCCAUGUUCAGCAUAAUAGCCCAUCCAACCAUGAGAAUGUCAGGCCAGGACUCACCAGGGCAAGGCAGCGGUAGUGGUACUGUCACACCGCGCAUGAGCAUGUCCGGGACGCUCUCAAACUUGCGGGCGGAGGUCAUCAAAGGCAUCAAGGAGAUUCUUGACGAGAUCAACGAAGCCGACGACGAAAUCUCUGCGGCCGCACUGGAACAAGUUCAUCCUCAAGAGACAAUAGUCACCUACUCGUCCUCUCUAACAGUGCAGAGAUUCCUGCUGAAAGCAGCCUCAAAACGAAAAUUCACCGUCAUACACGCAGAAUCAUAUCCGAACAACCAUCAAAAGACUCACGCUCUUUUGACCGGCAGUACCCAAGAAGAAGCCGAGGACGACGACAUCUUGCCCAACGAGUCUUUUUCAAAACCGCUGACCUCGGCCGGAGUCAACGUCAUUAUGGUUCCAGAUUCCGCAAUAUUCGCCGUCAUGUCACGCGCCACCAAGGUCGUCCUUGACGCUCACGCUGUGCUCACAAACGGCUCCCUCGUCGCCGCCGCGGGAAGCAAAGCUGUAAUUAAAGCUGCCCGUUUCCACCGUGUUCCGGUCGUCGUACUGGCUGCAACUUACAAGCUCUCGCCUACGUACCCAUACGAUCCUUACACGUUAAUCGAAUAUGGCGACGCAAGCAAAGUGGUUCCGGUGCAAGAAGGCGCACUACGGGAAGGCUUGAAGGAUGGCGUUAGGAAUCCGCUGUACGAUUUUGUCGAGGCAGGAGACGUCGACUUGUUUGUCACCAACCAGGUACCCGCUGUUGUGAGCACGGGUUAUCUGUACAGAGUCGUCCGGGAGCAGUACCAUGAUGAAGAUUUGGAAUUAUGAUGAUAGCCAACUAUGAAAGUGGACUGUUUGCUUGCGAAAAUGGGCGUACCGCUGCAUGUCAACGGCAUGUGUUGCAUAAGGCUUGGGGAUGGCGAGAUAACUUGCCU